This is a messenger RNA of Penicillium soppii, 246 nucleotides long. RefSeq lists its product as uncharacterized. Bases 1 to 246 code for a protein of 81 amino acids. NCBI's taxonomy places the organism in Eukaryota, Fungi, Ascomycota, Eurotiomycetes, Eurotiales, Aspergillaceae. The transcript has a single exon. The record is from RefSeq and is a predicted model, not a curated record.
AUGGGGCUCGCAGAAGAUUUGGACAAAUUCAUAAGUGCCCUGUGGAUGUGGUUGGCUUUGGCAAUGGCACUGCUGUUCGGCGUUGCCAUAAUCAUUGGUGGGAUCAUUGGUACGGCCCGGGGAGCUUAUUGGCUUGUUGAUUUCGGCCGGGAAUGGUGGAAAGAGUGGAAGAAAAGAAGGAAUACAAACAAGGCGCUAGAAAUGCUGGAUGGCGCUGAGCUAGAAUCCCAAGCAAGUACUCUCUAA